CUGCUUGCGCAACCAAAAAAAUUACCAAUCGUGAGUCAAAAACGUUAUUAGAAAACGUACUGACGCACUAGUUGCUGACGUUUCUUAUAAGAAGUGGAUCAGUUUUGCAAAAAUACAUAGCUGACAUUCACUCUAGUCCAAGUAACCCAUCAGCAAAUUGAAGAAAUGCCAAAGAAGAAUGAUAAAAAGGUAGCAGCUUAUCCAACACAACAGCAGCAGCAGCAGCCUGUAGGGCCUCCACAAUUGCCAUAUCCAAUGUACCCACCUGGAAACAAUAUGGCGAAUCCAGCUGUAGCAGUUGCCUCCAAUCCUUACAAUCCCUAUGUGCCGGUUAUGUCUGGAAUGCCGCCACCACCACCAAGUUAUGAUCAAGCAAUGCACCACCCAGUUGCCCCACCUAACUAUAAUGCAUCAUAUAUGCCAGUUCAGCAUAUCCAGCAGCAGCAGCAGCAAGUGCCCAUGAAUGCCCCAGGGCCUUACUAUCAACCCUAUCAAUCAUAUCAAUCCCAUCAACCCCAUCAACCCCAAGUACAUGUGCAGCAAGUCCAUCCUCAAGCUACUUUUGUUGUUCCAAAAGCGUUCGAUGCUGGUGCGCGUUUCGAUUCAACGUCACAGGUGAGGGUUCCUCCACCUCCUCCCGGUGUUGCACCCAAUGCUGCCCAGUUGGCGCACGGAUCUGGGCAUAAUGUAGUAUUAGGUCAAAGACAGGAUCGGUUUUUCACUGGUGGUUCGGAUGGAGGUGCUACAUUUUGGUGAAGAAAUUCUUGCAAACUGCCAUACCAACAGCAACAAAAUGCAUACCCAAUUAUACCUAUUCAAUUCAAUAAAAUCAUUAAUUUGUUAGUUAUGCGCAAAAAAUCGGAAACAGUAUUACUGUUACAGUACUCUUAGCCCUUAAAGAAAAUGUGUGCCAUGACAUAAAUAUUUCCAACAUUU
Messenger RNA from Daphnia pulicaria, 936 nucleotides. RefSeq names its product DAZ-associated protein 2-like. The transcript has 4 exons. The record is from RefSeq and is a predicted model, not a curated record. The coding region runs from base 166 to 756 and encodes 196 amino acids. NCBI's taxonomy places the organism in Eukaryota, Metazoa, Arthropoda, Branchiopoda, Diplostraca, Daphniidae.